ACGCUUUGAGGGAAAGGUUAUGAACUACUUUAAUAUACAAAAAUAAUUGUCGAUAGUUCUAGUAUUAGAUAAGACUAGACGACGCUAACACGAGAAGGGGUAGUAAUGGAAUAUUGAUGUUUGAAAAACGUAACAGAAUCGGAGAAUAAAAAAUGGGGUUAUUUGAUCGGUUAGCUAAUCUUCUAGGCCUAAGAAAGAAGGAAGUAAACGUUUUAGUAGUGGGGCUUAACAACAGUGGUAAGUCGACGGUCAUAAAUAAUUUCAAACACGAGGAUGACCGUUGCAUAGACAUAGUGCCCACGGUUGGGUUUAAUGUCGAAAAAUUCUCAUUCAAAAAUGUUAAUUUUACUGCAUUCGAUAUGUCGGGUCAUGAUCGUCACAGAUCCCUAUGGGAACAUUAUUACAAAGAAUGCCAUGGAAUCAUUUUUAUAAUUGACAGUAGCGAUAAAUUAAGAUUAGUUGUCGUAAAAGAGGAAUUAGAUAUGCUUCUUCAACAUCCCGAUAUAGCAGGACGUAAAUUACCAAUUCUUUUCUUGGCAAAUAAAAUGGAUUUACCUGAUUCAUUAACAACUGUUAAACUAGUCUCAGGCCUUGGACUCGAAAAAAUACAAAAUAAACCGUGGCAUAUACGUGCAACAAAUGCCGUUACUGGUGAAGGAUUACAACCAGCUAUAGAAUGGCUCACGGAUCAAAUCCGGGAUAUAUAUAUUAAUAAAAGACAAUAAGCGAACAUAUUAUCAUUCUUAAAUCAUGCUUAAAAUUUUAUCUGAAAAUUAAUUUUAUCUCAAAUUUUAAGCAUUGUUAUCUAAAAUAUUUAUGUUUUUUUAAUUGUUUUGAAUUUGAUAAGAGAGAAAACAACGUCCACGUUUUAACAGUAUUAGAUUAUAACAUAUUAGACGAAUCCGUCCAAUAGAGCUAAUAACAGGAUAUAGAAUAUUUAAUAUUUUAAUAUUUAAUAUUUACACUAUUUAAUUAUGCUUUAUUCUAUUAUACUAAACAACUAAAUAACAUUUUAGUAAUAUAUUUUAAUUUCAUAAUGUGUGUGUUAUCGCGCUCUUACUCUAGAUGGCGCAAUGUAUAAAAUCGAUUUAGUUAUCACUUGGUCACGUCUAACCUAGUAUUUCUAUAUAUAAAGCCUAGGAGAUUAUAUGUCUACGUAAAUACUAUCGUUGUAUUGACUUAUACAGUUUGUCGGAACGCACGUGAACCUACACACUUUAUUAAAUUAUUAUUUAUCUGCGCAAGUAACGACAAAGAAAUAAUAAAUAAAAUGAAUAAAAAAAGUUUA
Vespula vulgaris is the source of this 1288-nucleotide messenger RNA. It is a transcript of the gene Arl6, whose product is annotated as ADP-ribosylation factor-like protein 6. The record is from RefSeq and is a predicted model, not a curated record. Gene Ontology annotation, cellular component: cytoplasm; axoneme. Bases 153 to 725 code for a protein of 190 amino acids. Lineage: Eukaryota; Metazoa; Arthropoda; Insecta; Hymenoptera; Vespidae. The transcript is spliced from 3 exons. Gene Ontology annotation, biological process: cilium assembly; protein localization to cilium; vesicle-mediated transport. Gene Ontology annotation, molecular function: GTP binding; GTPase activity.